Molecule: messenger RNA, 419 nt
Organism: Lepisosteus oculatus (spotted gar)
Lineage: Eukaryota; Metazoa; Chordata; Actinopteri; Semionotiformes; Lepisosteidae
Gene: polr2k
Product: RNA polymerase II, I and III subunit K
Biological process (GO): DNA-templated transcription
Cellular component (GO): RNA polymerase I complex; RNA polymerase III complex; RNA polymerase II, core complex
Molecular function (GO): zinc ion binding; DNA binding
Source: RefSeq, a predicted model, not a curated record
GUUGAAUGGUAGGUCAAUAGAGGAAUGCGCAUGUGCAGUAAGCAAUCGUGGUACGCAACUACAGUAAUCUGAACGUAGUUAAUUGUUACAUUACAAAAUGGAUUCACAGAAGGAUUUGCAGCCUCCCAAACAACAGCCCAUGAUCUACAUUUGUGGAGAAUGUCACACAGAAAAUGAAAUUAAAGCGAGGGACCCCAUCAGAUGCAGAGAGUGUGGUUACCGAAUAAUGUACAAGAAAAGAACAAAGAGAUUGGUUGUGUUUGAUGCCCGUUGAAGUUUCUCACCUGUUGGAUCCCCUUUUCCCUGAGAUGAGUUGUUUUAAGAUUUAGUGCAAACGAUCGUAUUUCUGUUUUGUGUUUGUUUUUUGUUUUUCAGAAAAAUGUAAAUUAUUGCUUACAUUUGUAAUAAAAAAAAAUAGA